This is a messenger RNA of Cyanistes caeruleus (blue tit), 1403 nucleotides long. The record is from RefSeq and is a predicted model, not a curated record. Lineage: Eukaryota; Metazoa; Chordata; Aves; Passeriformes; Paridae.
GGCCCCGGGAUCAGCCCCGGGAUCAGCCCCGGGAUCAGCCCUGUGCCAUGGUCCGCAUUAACCACCUGCGUGACGGGGCCCGGGCCGCCCUGGGCACAAACUAGGAGCAGCGGCUGACAGUCCAGAGGGUCCUGCUGCCGCCCAGAGGGACUUGGACAAGCCCGAGAUACGGGCUGACAGGAAUCUCCUGGAGCGGAGGGUGAUGAGGCACUGCGCAGAUUGCCCGAAGAAGCUGUGGCUGCCCCGUCCCUGGAAGUGUUCAAAGCCAGGGACUUGGAGCAACCUGCUCUAGUGGAAUGUGUCGCUGCAUGGCAGGAGGUUGGAACGAGGCGCUUUAAGAUCACGUCCAACCCAAAUUAUUCCAGGAUUUAACAAGGAGAUGCGUGUCGCCCGGCCCCCGCAGAGGAACUACGCCGGACACCAGGAUGCGCCGGGGGCCACCGAAUGUCCCCGGUGAGCAGGAGCAGGACACGGCCGCGCAGAAGGUGCUCGGUUUACUGGUGUGGUCUCUCAUCGCUGCCACAACGUACCACCUCCAUGCGGCAUACGGCUGGGUGAUGUUCGUGUCCCUCUUCUUCUGGAUACUAACACUCCUUUUCUUCGUGACUUACCUCCUGCAGCUUCAUCAGAAGUUCUACAUGAUCCCUUGGCCCCUCGUGCUGAUGAUCUACAACGCCGUGGCCACCGUGCUGUACAUCACCGCCUUCGUGACGUGCGCGGCCGCGGUGCAGCCCACGUCCUGGCGGCAGUGGGACUACAACCGCAGAGAUGUGCUCCUCUUCCAGUUCUUCGCCUGUGUCACCAUGAUCACCUACGCGGUGAGCACUUUCUUUAGCUUCCGCGCCUGGAAAGGGCUCGGCAGCAACGCGGCCACCAGCCAAGUGACUGAGCACGCCUGAGGAGCACGGCAAAGCCCGGGCCAGCUUGUGCCAGGCUUGGUGGCUUGGAGCCUCGUGUGCCACCACGCAGAACGUGGCUCGUUUUGGACCAGCCUGUGCUGGCAGCAGUGGUCAGCACCGGCUCUCGUGGAUGCUGCCCUGUGGACUCCGGUGAUGCUCCCAUCAUCGUUCCCCGGCAUCGCCACUGAGGGACACGGACUCGCUGGGGCCGCAGCUCCUGCUCCUCCCCGGGAGUCAUCCGGAUCCUUGCUGCAGCAGCUCCACUCAGGGGGCUCAGCCAAACUGGCACAGUCCAACACUAAAAUUCACUAACCCAAGCCCAGGCUCCCCUCUCUGCUCAUUCACAGCUACAGUGUAAGUAAUGCAAUUAACAGGAUGCAGAAACAGUGGCAGAGCUGGAAGACAGGAAGGGAAGCAAAGGAAGCAGUCAUAACUGCUCUUGUAUUGAUUUCUAACAAUUUGAAUAUAAAUUUUAUGCUUUAAAUAAAAACAUUCCUAAACUCA